AUGGUCAUGAACAUCGCCUCCAUGCUCGAGCGCUUCCUCGUGCUAAACGUCUCGGACCAAGUCUUCCUUAAGGACAGCCUGUACGACUUCGGCGAUCUCGCAGAUGAACAAAACGACGCACUGGCGUACGACAGCCCCGUCAUUGAAAAGGUCAUCGAAGAUGGUGGCGUUGACGCGUUCAGAACCUUGACGAACUUCACUCCAACAGAGUUCGACACGAUUUGGGGACUCGUGGUGGCCACACUCUUUUCUCGCUGGCACAAGGGACGCGAGCGCAAAUCGACAACUACCCCCCGCGACGCCCUAGUCAUGACGUUCGUCAUCCUAAAGUACUAUCAAACAUGGGAAAAGCAUGCCAUGGACUUCGACGUGAAGGCUCCUACCUUGGACAAGAUUGUGCUGCGCGUCGUCAAAGUUGUCCAACCAUCCUCUACGAGUCAUUCGUCACGAUGCCAACGAUGA
This is a messenger RNA of Aphanomyces astaci, 462 nucleotides long. RefSeq lists its product as hypothetical. The coding region runs from base 1 to 462 and encodes 153 amino acids. The record is from RefSeq and is a predicted model, not a curated record. NCBI's taxonomy places the organism in Eukaryota, Oomycota, Saprolegniomycetes, Saprolegniales, Verrucalvaceae. The transcript has a single exon.